AGUACUGAGAAGGGCUGUAGAAUCCUUGAACGGUUCGGAAUUUCGGCAGGGACGCGUCUCGUUCCAAUAAAGAGGUUCUAGAACACACGUAGGCCUAGUGGCCCCGUUACUGGAAGAGGUCUCUAUUGUGCGAAACCCACGAAGAUGGAGGUAUAUCGGCACGAAAGGAAACCCCGACAGUCAGGAAACGAAGCAGUAAGCGGCGGAAAGGGGGUGCUUGGUUGGUCGAGGUCGUAAAACAAUUUUCGUUUCGAACGGUUCCCCGUUUGGAUGGAGGGUUGGGACAUGGGGUGUAGGGUGGCAUAAAUAUUCCGAGGUUGCGCAUCGUGCUCGAGGUGGCUGGAGAGCCGAGGGUGUCGGGGAAGCGGUGGUGGAGAGCAAGUGGUGCCGAAGGAACACGAGGAACCUGGAUUCGUUCGUUUCGCGUGCGAGCUCAGUGCGAGCCCCGCUCCGCGCGAGUGUUCGUCCAGCUGACUGAAGGGUUGCUGGCACUUUCCCGCGAGGACACUGGCGAUCGUCACGAAAGAAAAUGGGCGAAGGACAGCCGACUUACAAAUUGAUCUACUUUGAUGCCCGAGGUCCUGCCGAGCAAAUUCGCUACAUAUUUGCAUACACGGGCGUCGACUACGUCGACAAGAGGAUCCCGAAGGAAAGCUGGCCGGAACUCAAGAAAUCAAUGCCUUACGGAAUGCUACCAGUGCUGGAGAUAGACGGGAAACCGAUAGCGCAAAGCAAUGCGGUGGCGAGAUACUUGGCGAGGAAACACAAUCUGACUGGAAGGGACGAAUGGGAGGCGAUGAUGUGCGAUGUGCUCGUCGAUACCCUUGGAGACUUGAAGCAAAUUAUAUACCAGUAUCGUACGGAGAAGGAUCAAUUCAAGAAGGAAGAAAAGAAGGCGAAACUUUUGAAGGAAACUAUACCCUUUUACUUGAACAAGUUUGAACAAACUAUUGGCGAAAAUGGAGGUUACGCCGUUGGUUCCACUACCACGUGGACGGACUUUGUGUUCGCGGUAGCCCUCGAGAAUUUCGAAAAUAUCUUCGGCAGCGCUGCCUUGGAAAAUUAUCCAGGCCUUCGAGCGCUGAAGAGAAGAGUCCACGGGAUACCUGCUAUCGCCGAAUGGUUGACCAAACGACCCCAGACAGAGGUUUAAACACUCUGAAUCCGCAGGAUGGAAAAGGAACAAGUACAUAUCUGCGUUACUUGCGUGUGCUUUAUCGAAUAUUAUUAAACGUUCGUCAACGUUGUCAGUUGUCAAUGUCAACAAUGUGUUCUGGAUGUGUUACAACUUGCAAAACGAUACAAAUCUCUGCAGACACGUGUGACAAAAACCUGAUAGUAAAUUUAAGUCUCUUCCAUAAACAAAAUUAAUUUAUAUGUACUUCUGGGGCAAUGUGUUAUUUUACUUGCAUUUCUAUAAUUAGACAUUUCUCCGAUGAUUUGAGGGUUUAUGAAAAAUACUCCAUGUACUGAUUUUAAUAGUAAUUUUUGGACCCUAAAACUGUACCGGCGUCAAUUCGUUUACACAAACAUUUGUAUUGUUUACUCACAGUUACAAUUGCAUAUAUGGAAAACGCCCAUUUAUAACAAAAAUCAAUUUGAAGAAAUAAAUAUAGUCACGUGCGAGAUUAUGACUAAAUGUUAAUGAUUAAAUGUUGAGAAACGAUAUAGUGUAUGUUGAAUUGUAAUUGCAAAUGUAUCGACUGAUUGAAUAUAUAAAAUAAUAAUCUGUAAAGAAGUUUUAUGUCCUUCCUUUCACUCAUUAUCUACGUCGAUACGAAUGUUGACAAUUUCAAUAGUAAAUAUGUUCUUUACGCAAUGUUGCAUCAUGUUAUAAAAUCGUACAAUAAAAUUCAUCGCGAUUGCGA
Molecule: messenger RNA, 1868 nt
Organism: Hylaeus anthracinus
Lineage: Eukaryota; Metazoa; Arthropoda; Insecta; Hymenoptera; Colletidae
Product: glutathione S-transferase-like
Exons: 6
Coding region: 530-1153 (207 amino acids)
Biological process (GO): glutathione metabolic process
Molecular function (GO): glutathione transferase activity
Source: RefSeq, a predicted model, not a curated record